AUGAAUAAUAGUAAUAUCCAAAAUAUUUUCGUUAUUGCUCAUACCGAUCAUGGUAAGACAACUUUAGUUGAAUCAUUAGUUAGUAAUAGAACUAUCAAGAAAGAAGAGGACAGUGAUAUCACAACGAUGGGUUCUUUGUUUCAUUAUGAUUUGCCAGAUUCCGUUCCAUUACCUCUUGGUUUAGAUAGCCGUCGUUUCUUAUUAAAUCUCAUUGAUACACCUACAGUUGAUAUAGGUUGUAGAUUGAAAGAAUCAGAUGAUGCUCUUGUAGUGGUGGAUGUUGUCGAGGGUGUCUGUGUUUCUGGUCAAGCUAUGCUUCAGCUUGAACGCAUCAAUUCAGUACUCUUUAUAAACAAGAUGGAUAGAUUGAUCUUAGAGCUUCAAUUGGAUUCAGAGGAUGCAUACCAAACAAUCAAUAGAAUAGUUGAAACAAUCAAUGUCUCUAUUCAACUUGGUGGUAAUGGUAGCAAUAGUAAACAAAAGAGAAUCAUCGAUCCAGUAGUUGGAAAUGUUGCAUUUGGAAGUGGAGUUCAAGGAUGGGCAUUUACACUUGAGAAUUGGGCAGCUUUAUAUGAGACAAAACUAGGUGUACCAAAAGAGAAACUAUUGCGACGACUAUGGGGUAAUAACUUCUUUGAUGAUGUCAACAAGAAAUGGGUAUCGAAUCGAGUCUCUGAAGAUGGAAGAACUUUGAAGCGUGGAUUUUGUUUUCUCAUCUAUGAACCACUCCGAGACAUCAUACUCGCCGCCAACGAAAAGAACUCGGAAAAACUCACCAAACAACUAUAUUAUAUUAAUAUCAACUUGACCAAUGCAGAGCUUGAACAAACUAGUAGAAAAGAGUUGAUAUGUACAGUAAUGAAAAGGUUUUUAUUAAUUAAUAACUGUAUUAUUUCAAUGGUUGUUAAACAUCUACUACUACCUUCACCUUCACCUCAUAAUAACAUCAUUUAA
This is a messenger RNA of Heterostelium album PN500, 954 nucleotides long. RefSeq lists its product as uncharacterized. NCBI's taxonomy places the organism in Eukaryota, Evosea, Eumycetozoa, Acytosteliales, Acytosteliaceae. Gene Ontology annotation, molecular function: translation elongation factor activity; GTPase activity; GTP binding. The coding region runs from base 1 to 954 and encodes 317 amino acids. Gene Ontology annotation, biological process: translational elongation. Gene Ontology annotation, cellular component: ribonucleoprotein complex; cytosol. The transcript has a single exon. The record is from RefSeq and is a predicted model, not a curated record.